GUGACGUAGUGGCGCGAAUAAGGGAAAUUCGAUGGUCUUUUGAACAAACAAACGAUAAAAAGUAAUGUGUAUGUAUAUUCUGUGCAUACGUGACACAAUUUGUGUUUUAAACACAAAAGACAAUUUGUAAUGUAUUUUUUUAUGUUAGCUCAGCCGGUAAAAGGAAUGUUUGGUAAAGUUUAGCACGGGUUGUGCGUUUGACAGUUUGACAGUCGUACUUACUGUUUGUCAAGUAACACAUUAGAAUAAUUCCAGGUCAUUUCGACUAUUACUGCCAUAUACUCUACAAUUUUGACCGAGUUGGCCCCCCAGAAGCAGGCAUCAUGUCCAACGGAGACAAGGAAGGCUUCAUUGUCAAGUUUGUGGUAAGCAAAGGACAGAAGUCAGAGUACACCGCUAAGGCUUAUGAGGCUAUAUUGGAGCUGCAGUCUGAAAAGUACCUGAAGAGGAUCGAUGAGGACGCUGUAUUAAAGAUGGACCAGAAGGACAAAUCUCUUUUUGUCUUCAGUGACUUCAACACUCCUGCCUUCCAGCACUGCAAGAAUCUUGGCUGCCGAGUUGUGAGUCCUUUGGUGGUGGUGUUCUGCCUGCAGCAACAGCGCUGCGUCCCCAAAGCGGAGAAGCCUGUCCACAACAUGGCCAUGGCCGAUGUCACCGUCUCCUGCACCAGCCUGGAUAAAGCAACUCGGUCAGAGGUGAUGGAUUUAGUGCAGCUCAUGGGAGGGCGAAUCUAUCUUGAUCUCAAUGUGUCCGUCACACACCUGAUUGCUGGCGAGGUGGGCAGUAAAAAAUACCUUGUGGCUGCCAGUCUGGGUAAACCCAUCCUGCUUCCCUCCUGGGUCAAAGCCUGCUGGGAGAAAUCUCAGGACAGUCUAUUCAGGUACACGGAGCUCGCCAUGGAGGACUAUCUGUGUCCCGUGUUGCAAGGUUGUACCGUGUGUGUGACAGGUCUGUCCAGCGCAGAACGCAGAGAGGUGCAGCGGCUCUGUGAGCUGCACGGCGGCCACUACACGGGUCAGCUCAAAAUGAACGAGUGCACACACCUCAUCGUUAGCGAACCAUCAGGUCAGAAGUACGAGUGUGCACGGAAAUGGAACGUGUAUUGCGUGUCUCUACACUGGCUCUUUGAUAGCAUAGAGAAGGGCUCCUGUCAGGAUGAAUCCCGCUACACCGUGGAGCGCAACGCAUCUAAAAGCACUCGGCCACACACGUCUACACCCACCGGCACCGGCAAGAAGGAAGAGGGUCCAUCUCUGUUGGGUUUGAGUCACAUCUCUGUCAACGCCAGCAUGACAAUAAAUGACACAGCCCUCACUAAUGCAAGCGUCAGCCGUGUGGACUCUCCAGACCCCAUAGAGAGUCUGGAUCUGACCGUGUGCCCAGCAGAGGACAUCCUGGACGGCUGCAAGCUGUAUCUCUGUGGCCUGCCCAUGAAGAGGCUGGAGAAGCUGCGGCGUGUGGUGAAUGUGGCAGGGGGUCUUCGCUUCAACCAGCCAAGUGAGAAGCUCACACAUGUGGUCAUGGGAGAACUGGACCAGGACCUCAAGAAUUUUCUCUCCAAAGCAAGUCACAGACCUCAUGUGGUUACGGUCCAGUGGUUGCUGGACAGCUUCACCAAAGGCUGUCUUCUCCCAGAAGAAGGCUUCCUUCACCCUGACUGUCUACCUCCCACCCAGGUGGGAGUGUCUGUACCGGCUCAUCGCUCUCCUGCCUCCAGGUCCUCAGCUGGACCUUCCGCAGCAAGUCCCAGCUCCCCCAUGCAGAGGCAAGCAGAGGAGGACCUGUUGUCACAGUACAUGGACGAUGACCCGACAGUUGUUGACAUGCCGCCACCAGCUGUGUGUAACAGCAGGAGGUCCAUCAGUACAGUGUUUGUGCCCCAGCUGCAGUCCUGGUCCCAUAACCACAGCACGAGACCAGAAUCAGAAUCUACCAUGCAAGAGGCAAGCGAGGCAGGUCUCUUUGCUGGAAAAUGCUUCCUUCUGCAGGGCUUUGGCUCAGAGGCCGAGGCCCAGCUCUCCUUGACAGUGACGGAGAACGGAGGCCGGGUGCUGGUGAGCUGCACGCGCGCCGUCGCCGACUACGCCGUAGUCCCUCUCUUAGGCUGUACUGUGGAGGCCACGGUGGAUGAGGUUGUCACUGAUACGUGGCUGGCCAUGUGUGUGGAGAAGGAGUGCGUUCUGGAGCUCUCCUCCAAUCCUCUCUUCACUCCUGUUGCUGUGAUGGAUGGACGUUUCCCUCUCAAGGAUUGUGUCCUCUCUGUCAGCCAGUUCAUAGGAGCAGAGAGGGAGUCCCUGGUGGAGCUGGCUAAGCACCUGGGAGCCAAUGUCCAGGACUACUUUGUGCGCCUGGCUAACCAGAAAAAAGGAAUGUUGGCCAGCACUCAUCUGGUGCUACAGAGCCCUGAUGGCACAAAAUACCAGGCAGCAAAAAAGUGGGGGCUUCCAGCUGUCACCAUGCACUGGUUAAUGGCAUCGGCGAGAACUGGCCAGAGGGUGGCUGAGGAGCGAUUCCUGGUUGAUAUGCCAUCUUCUCCAGAUGGGGAGGACGAGAGUUUUGUUGGUGCUUCCCAGAGGACAUCCUUGCCUCCGCCAGCGCUCUCCUCUCCAGAGAUCCCCCUGCUUGGUCUUCAGAGCGGUAAGGCGGUCACGCCGUUGGAUUUAGGACGCUUCCAGAGCAAAGUGUUCCGCUCGGUGUUGAACGAGAUGAAAUCCAAGGAGGAUGAUGUCAGCGCGCCCAAGCAAAAGCAUGAGGGCGGUAGAAAGAACCCUCUCUGCAAGGAGCCCUCACUGCAGCUGGACACGCCGUCUCGUUUUCUCAGCAGAGAUCAGCUCUUCAGGCCCUCCUUCAAUGUCAAGGAUGCUUUAGGAGCACUGGACACUCCAGGUGGGAGAUCUAAGCCUGGCCAGAGGGCAGAGACUCCACUGACAGAGGUCAUCAACAGGAACCUGAAGGUGGCGCUGGCCAACAGCACCCGCAAUAACGACGUCUCCGACAUGCAAGCAACCUCAGCCAGCCCACAGCUGAGCACAGCCAGGAAGGAGGUUGGUGAUUGGCAGCUGCAGGUCAUUUCCAACAGUUCAAAUCAUUCGUGCUCAUUUUUGCUACCGCUUCAAUAUCUCAAGGUGCCAGAAAAGGAGGCGGGCCCACUGACUGGCCUUGUGAUCUGCGUGGGAAAGAAGCUGAGUAAGAUGCAGAGUGAACUGAAUGCCAUUGCCGCCUCGCUUGGCGCCGACUUCAGGUGGGCCUGUGAUGACACUGUGACUCACUACCUCUACCAAGGUCGAGUGGGAGACAACAGUCGGGAAUACAAAGCAGUGAAGGAGAGGGUGCUGCAUGUUGUCUCGCAGCAUUGGCUGCAAGCUUGUGCUGAGGAGCAAAAACAUGUUUCAGAGUCUCUGUAUCCUUUCACCUACAAUCCUAAGAUGAGUCUAAACCUCAGUCAGGUUCCCAGCAGCUCGCAGAGGUCUCCACCUUUCACACGAAUGCAACACCAAGACAUCACUGAAGCCCAAGAUGAAAAGGCUGCUGAAGAAGCUUCCACUUCCCGUCGUAUUAGUGAUGAAAGCGGAGAUCAAGCAGCAGACAGAACUGAUAUUUCACAGACUCUAGAGAUGAGAGAAAACUUGCAAAGGCAGCUCCAAGAGAUCAUGUCAGCCACAAAGCUGGAGACGGGAAGACGCACAUCAAUGCGACUCAUUCAGAUGGGGUCAGCAGGUGCCGACUCGAACCCCAGCACUCCUGAGCGUACCAGGUUUGGACGCAGUGGCGGCAGCAGACGCACCCUGGAAGCAUUAAGGGUCCCUCGGGAGGCAGUGAUGGAUUGUAAUACAGAAUCCUCCCAGAGCGAGCAGAUAUUUUGGGACGAUCCGACGGCAAGGGAAGAGAGGGCCAAGCUAGCUGACAAUCUCCAGUGGCCCGGUAGUCCUUCGCAACACUCUGAGCCUGUGGGGCCACCCCCGCAGCCCACAGCGCAAAACGAGACGCAUUUCAAGGACUCCAUGACUGACUCAGAACUGGUAGAGAUGGCGGCUUGUGAUGUCAUCAACCAGCAAAUGGGCAAGAUGGUCACGACACCACAGAAUAAAAUCCUGACUCCCACAGGCCCCAGCAUCGCCUUCCCCCUCGCCAACCCCCCAGUGGUUCCCGAGCCAGAGGAGGAGAUUGAAGAGGAGGAGAGGCAAACGCCGAGAUUCCAGCUGUCCUCCCUUAGUCCUCAGGAACGCAUCGAUUACAGUCAACUCAUAGAAGAGCUUGGUGGUGUCGUCCUGGACAAGCAGGCUUUUGACCCCAGCUGCUCUCAUAUCAUAGUCGGUACGCCUCUGCGCAACGAGAAAUACCUGGCAGCCAUGGCGGCAGGCAAAUGGAUCCUGCACCGCUCUUACCUGGAAGCCUGCCGAUCUGUGGGCCACUUUAUACAGGAGGAGGAAUAUGAGUGGGGCAGUAGCUCCAUCCUGGAUGCGUUGCCCUCCAUCAGCUCCCAGCAGAGGCGGCUGGCGUUAGCUGCCAUGCGCUGGAGAAAAGCCCUGCAGGGAUCCUCUGAAAAGGGAGUAUGUGGAGCCUUCAGUGGGUGGACAGUCAUGCUCAACAUCGACCAGAGCCGGGAAGAUGGCUUUAGACGGUUGCUGCAGUCGGGCGGGGCGAAGGUCCUGCCGAGCCCGUCCCCCUCCAUGUACAAGGAGGCUACUCACCUGUUUGUCGACUUCAAUCGACUCAGACCGGGAGACUUCAGGGUUGAUGUGUCAGAGGCCUCGGCUCAAGGAGUCACAUGCUUGAAGCCAGACUACAUUGCGGACUACCUCAUGCAGGAGCCAAUCCCUUCCGUGGAGCUUUACCUCCUCACUGAAUGUCCCCCUGAAGAGGCGCCAAGCACACCGUCACGUAAACGCAAAGCAGCAGAGAGCACAUCCAGACUGAAAAAGUCUCGUGUCCAUUAAUAACCGCACUACUACAUACAGUGCAUGCCUGCAAUGUAGCACCUCGUAUUCCCAACAAAAUACAUUGUACAAAAGAUUAGUUUUUUUAAACUCGCCUGUGAAAUAAAGUGUAGCACUUGUCAUGUUCCUCUGUCGCGUUGUAAUGUGAAAGACUGCAGUGGCUGCAGGCUGCAACUGAUUGAUGACUCU
Dunckerocampus dactyliophorus (ringed pipefish) is the source of this 5126-nucleotide messenger RNA. It is a transcript of the gene topbp1, whose product is annotated as DNA topoisomerase II binding protein 1. The record is from RefSeq and is a predicted model, not a curated record. Lineage: Eukaryota; Metazoa; Chordata; Actinopteri; Syngnathiformes; Syngnathidae. Gene Ontology annotation, biological process: mitotic G2 DNA damage checkpoint signaling; DNA replication initiation; mitotic DNA replication checkpoint signaling. The coding region runs from base 324 to 4937 and encodes 1537 amino acids. The transcript is spliced from 27 exons.